UAGUCCCCCCCCCUCUCUCUCUCUCUCUCUCUUUCUGUCUCUCCUUCGAUGGAGGCGCCUGGAGCUGGUCCUCCUGAGCCAGGAUCGGUCCCUGCCAGCGCCCCUGAGGCUGGAUCGGGCCCCCUCUUGGCCAAGGAGGAGAUCGACCUCUCCCUGGAUGACAUUAUAAAGCGGAACAAGAAAGGACAAGGGAAUCCGAAAGGGAACAGAUGGAGGCAGCCGCUCAAGAACCGCAACCCAGCCUACGGCAAUGGGAAACCUAGAUUCCGGAGUUGGGUGCCACGGAACGUGCAAGGACCCAACAGAUUUCCAGGCAGGUUUAGGAAGCAGCCAUUUUACAGGAAACCAGGAUGGAAUGGAGUCACCAGACCAGGGCAGGGAUCCCCCCUCGGUCCAAAUGGGACGAGCCCCUUGAAUCGGACGCUGUCGCUGCAGCAGGACAAGCAAGAAGAAACCACCAUGGACACAAGUGGCAGCGGCAAUGGCGGGGCAACAGGAGGGACUCAGCAAAGGCCACCUGCCAGGACCCAGCGGUUCAGAAAUGCAAGGGCAUUGCCACCAGCCCAAAGGAUCCCUUUCCUUCCCUGCAGUAACCGGCCUUUCUGGAAAAACCCAAGACCACCUUUCUUCCAGCGACAAUCGAGGUUCAACUUUAGAGGACGGCAGCAAGCACAGCCAAGAACAGAAGGGAAGCCACCAAGGAUAAGAAGGUGGCAGCCACAGCCCAGUUCUGGAGCAGUCUUGACUGUCUCUGUGUCGAACCCACAAGCAAGUCAGACGAACAUGCCAGGAGGCAAACGCCCCUUCCCAAGAGAGAGAAGCGCCCCAGCCAAGAUGGCCCGUCAUCAACCAAAAGGAGUGCCCCUGAGGUUCAACUUCCGUGCCACGGCUAACCAGACCAGCUUGACGUUAAACGAACGGUUCUCCGGACUGAGGAACAAACGCUAUUUCUCUGCAGUACGCAACCCGGGUCGGAUGGUCACUCUGCCCUAACGCUGCCUCAUUCGGGGGAAACCACUCCUACUCCAAACAGGAACAAGCCUCUGGGUUCCAGCUGGUUUUCCUCUCCUCCCUGGAUGGUGGCCUGGAUCACCCACAUCUUGCAUGAGAAAGACCCCUCUCAAAGACUUCUGUCCAUGGUCAGAGGGCUACAAGGUUGGCCGGAAUCUGACUCUUUGUCCAGCGCUCUCUCCUUGCAGACUGAUGUGGCUAACACAAAAGGCUUUGUAUUUUUACUUGUUGGGUUUGAUUUAUGACUCUUGCUCAGAGUAAAGGUCCAUGGCUCAGCACUGAUUUAGGAGCCAUUGACUACCAAUCUGUAGUGAAUUUCCAGAAAAGUUUGCAAAUUCAGUAAUAUGGCGCAAAUAUGGCACUGGUCCCUGGCACAUUGGGAUGAAAAGAAAGCUGCUAGUUCAUCAUAUGAAACAGCACGAGAAGCACAAAUCCAUGACAUAUUCAGGUCCGACCUUGUUUUGUCUCAGGAUCUUAAUGGGAAGACAAUUGGUGUGGAUGGUCUCCCAGGCCCUCUCCUAGGAGACCACUUUGCAGUGAUAUAGACUCAACUCUUUUGACUCAGAUUCAAGUUGCUUCAGUGACUCAGCUUGGACUCAACUUGGCAAUAAAUGAUGCACUGACUCGACUUGUGACUUCUAUAAUUUUAGCAACUGACUUGGUCGCAUCAUUCAUUUCAAGCAGCAAGCAAGACUCGCCUCCAGAGCAAGGGGCAAGUUUCUUGGAGGUGAACAGCAAAUAUAAUAAUAAUAAUAAUAAUAAUAAUAAUAAUAAUAAUUUAUAUACCGCUAUUCCAAAUUAGAUCACAGCGGUGUACAGCAAGAAGUGAUACAAUAUAAAAACCCAACAUAACACGUAUUACCAACAAAAUAGUAACAACAUCCCAUUAGAAUUUACAAGCUAUAAAACUUACAGAUGCAUUAGGCAACAGGCUUUAAAUGGAAGGAUCCUUCUAAAGCUUUUCAAUAGCUUUCGAAGGCAUCUCUGACUGGCUGCCAAGCAGACCUCAACCCCAUUGCCUAGCAUUUGCUGUUCCCCUCUGAGAAAUGCACCCUGCCUCCUUUUCAUCUGGCUCUCAGACUUGAGACUUGACUUGAAAUUAUCUUGCAAGGACUUGACUUUGGACUUGAAGGUAGAGACUUGAUAUUUUACUAGAGUGUGUUGUUGUUGUUGUGUGCCUCCAAGUCAUUCCCGACUUAUGACGACGCUAAGGUGAACCUAUCAUGGGGCUUUCUUGGCACGAUUUGUUCAGAGGAGGUUUGCCAUUGCAUUACUCUUGACCUGAUUUUACCUGAGACUUGGAGUAAAAGACUUGAAUACAUUACUGCCACUUUGGACGAAAGUAGGGACUUGAGCCAGCUUUGGCCUUUGCAAUGAAGAUGGCAAGAAAGAAGCACCACUUUGCAGGGAGGAAGGAGGGAACAUUGUUUGCCUGGCAGCAGCUUCGAUGUCACGGCAAUGCUGUGCGCUGGAGUAGGAUCCUCAGCCCUACUGACCUGGGAGCUACUGGUUGCCACUACUAUUAGCCCCUGGUUGUCACCUUGACUUUUCCUUUUUGGCCUGGAAAGCACUUUUGCAGAGUUGUUUGGAGGAUGUGGUUGUGAAGAGUUGUAGUGCACUGAAUAAAACCACUUUUGGAAGCUGAA
This is a messenger RNA of Sceloporus undulatus (fence lizard), 2657 nucleotides long. Its product is annotated as UAP56-interacting factor-like. The record is from RefSeq and is a predicted model, not a curated record. Gene Ontology annotation, molecular function: mRNA binding. The coding region runs from base 49 to 993 and encodes 314 amino acids. The transcript is spliced from 9 exons. Gene Ontology annotation, biological process: mRNA export from nucleus. Lineage: Eukaryota; Metazoa; Chordata; Lepidosauria; Squamata; Phrynosomatidae.